Molecule: messenger RNA, 426 nt
Organism: Musa acuminata AAA Group (dessert banana)
Lineage: Eukaryota; Viridiplantae; Streptophyta; Magnoliopsida; Zingiberales; Musaceae
Product: zinc finger protein 3-like
Exons: 1
Coding region: 1-426 (141 amino acids)
Molecular function (GO): DNA-binding transcription factor activity
Source: RefSeq, a predicted model, not a curated record
AUGGAUGAUAAGAGGCUGAGAACAGAUGAUGCGAAGGAAAGGAGGGUUUUCAGCUGUCAGUACUGCGACAGAAUAUUCCCCAGCAAACAAGCAUUAAAUGGUCAUCAAAGCAGACACAAAAAGGAGAGGGAUGCAGCCAAGAGAGCAAAAAAGAAAGUGCCAUUGUUUCCGGCACUCGCUGCUCUAAAUCUUGAUAAGCUGUUCCGACAUGCUUCUGCUUCCUCCAACAACAGAAGAAAGCACGAUUACUCCCAUGAAGCAUUCCCAGCAAAAGGGCUUGCAGAUUACGAUCCCACUCUAAGAUUUGAAGUGGCACCAGCGAUGCAAGCACCCAUGGGAGGCUCCUCGUCCCUGAAGGCCACUUCUGAUGGGAAGAAUGGCACGGCCGGAGACGAAGAUGAACUCGACCUUACUCUUCAUCUUUGA